Molecule: messenger RNA, 726 nt
Organism: Myxocyprinus asiaticus (Chinese sucker)
Lineage: Eukaryota; Metazoa; Chordata; Actinopteri; Cypriniformes; Catostomidae
Product: mesoderm posterior protein 2-like
Exons: 2
Coding region: 1-726 (241 amino acids)
Biological process (GO): mesoderm formation; regulation of transcription by RNA polymerase II; heart morphogenesis
Cellular component (GO): nucleus
Molecular function (GO): protein dimerization activity; RNA polymerase II cis-regulatory region sequence-specific DNA binding; DNA-binding transcription factor activity, RNA polymerase II-specific
Source: RefSeq, a predicted model, not a curated record
AUGGAGUUAAACUUUUCUCCAUUUAUGCUACAGGGAACCAAAUGCCAGUUUGAACAUGAGCAAUUAUCUAUCAUCUCUGAUGCUGGGUACUAUAGUGCCUGUGACAGCCUUUCUCCAAGUUCCUCCAUUGACUCCGGAUGCUUUUCUCCUCCUGUGGGCUGGUGGGGAGCUGGAAGACAGCCAGAUGCCAUUGAAAAAACUGAUAUCAACAGCCAACCUGCUAAGAAAUCCAAAAUAGAUCUACCUACUGAAGGAAAGAGGCGUUCUAGAUCCAAAAACCCUGGAACGAAGCGCCAUACAGCAAGUGAAAGAGAGAAGCUCAGGAUGAGGGACCUGACCAAAGCUCUCAAUCAUCUCCAAACCUACUUACCUCCAUCUGUGGCACCUCCAGGACAAACCCUAACCAAGAUCGAAACCCUUCGCCUCACUAUUAGCUACAUCUCCCACCUGUCAGCUCAGCUCAAGCACAAUGAGGAGACCUCCACUACAAGAUGCUAUAACUCACAAGAUCCAUCAGAGAGGCUUCAGAGUGGGCCUUUUCCAGGAACCUGGUGUCUAGAUGGGCCACAAGGACACUUGCAAGACAGUGCCCAGUACUGUCCAACAUUCACUGCCUUCACAGAUUCAACACAACAGAUGGAAACAAACAUUCCCUCUUCCUCAUACUCCAAAGUUGCACAAUCUUGUAUGUUUCCCUGCAUGAUGACAAAUGAUGCCACACACUAA